Messenger RNA from Podarcis raffonei (Aeolian wall lizard), 2772 nucleotides. Its product is annotated as vomeronasal type-2 receptor 26-like. Lineage: Eukaryota; Metazoa; Chordata; Lepidosauria; Squamata; Lacertidae. Bases 1 to 2565 code for a protein of 854 amino acids. Gene Ontology annotation, molecular function: G protein-coupled receptor activity. Gene Ontology annotation, cellular component: membrane. The record is from RefSeq and is a predicted model, not a curated record. The transcript is spliced from 6 exons. Gene Ontology annotation, biological process: G protein-coupled receptor signaling pathway.
AUGGGAUUGCUACUGCUGCUGCUGCUGCUUCUGCCUUAUGUGGAAUGUGGAGUGAAGGUGAAAUGCCCCUUGACUCUGGAGAGAGAUGAGCUAGACCCAUUCAGUUAUUCCAGACCAGGAGACCACCUCAUGAGCGGGCUCAUCUCUGCUACAUUUUUUCCACAGACCUUCAAGGAGUCUCCCUCUACCAGCUUUAGACAGAAAGCAGGAACAAAUUACUGGCUACUCCUGUCCUUUUUGUUUGCCAUUCAGCAGAUCAACCAGAAUCCCAGGCUCUUGCCCAACAUCACACUAGGCUACAGUAUCCAUGAUAACUUUUUUCAUGGAAGGGUGACGUAUGAAGCUUUGGCAGACCUGCUCUCUUCUGGGCAGGUGAAUGUCCCAAACUUCAACUGUGGGGAACAGAAUCAGCCGCUCGCUGUUCUUGAAGGGACUGACUCUGACUCUCAAAACUCCAUCCUGAUUUCCACCAUGUUGGGCAUCUAUAAAAUCCCACAGGUCAAUUAUGCUUUUGUUUCCCGAGAUCUGAAUGACAAGAGGGAGUUUCCCUUUUUCUACAGGAUGGUCCCCCAAGAAGAUGCCCUGUACCCCGGAAUUGUCAAGCUGCUCCUUCACUUCAACUGGACAUUCAUUGGUCUUCUGACUCAAGACACCGACAACGGAGAGAGAUUCAUGAGGACCUUGAGGCCUCUGCUUACAAAGAGCGGCAUUUGCGUUGCCUUCUCACAAGGCUUCAUCCCAAAACUAGCCAUUAACAGAUUGACAUUCAGUAGAUCUCAAUUCAUUGAGUGGGGACAAGUCAAUGUAUUUCUUUACUAUGUAGAAAAUAUUUAUUUAGCAGCGGGGCUGACAAUUGUGAAAGAGUUGAUCCCCGUUUUUAAAAAACCCACUGCAGGAAAAGUCUUGAUCACAACAGCGAUGUGGGACAUCUCCUUGAACUUAAUAUUCAGUGGUUUAGAUUACCAGCACAUUCCAGGUAUUUUUUCUUUUUUUGUGGGGAAAAAUAAUUGGGCAAAACAAGAUAACUUUAGUCGCUUUUUCUUUAUCAAGAAGUUCCGGGAGGAUAGCUUCCAUUGUUCCUAUGUAAAGCAUGCAUUGUCAGUGAAAGGCCGGACAAGAUGCAGAGAGAGAGAAGAUCUGGAGAUGCUUCCUCAAGACGAUCUGGAAAGAAUCCUCUCUUCAGACAGUCACAGGAUUUACAACACAGUCCAUGCUGUGGCGCAUUCCUUAAAUGCUGCAUAUUCCUCCAGAUCUAAGUGGAGGUUGAAGGACAGUCUGGAAGUUCAAAGGCUACAGCCAUGGCAGCUCCACCCUUUCCUGGGAAAUGCCCAGUUUUACAAUUCUUCCAUGGACGGAGUGUAUUUGGAUGAGAAUGGGGAAGUGGGAGCCGACUGGGACAUCGUGAACUGGGUGCUGUUUUCCAAUUGGACCAACCUUAGAGUGAGGUUUGGGAGCAUCAAGAGACAGAGAUCUUCAGACCUAAAGUGCACCAUUGAUGCAGAUGUGUUGCCCAAAAGGCUCAACAAGACCUUGCCUCCUUCCAAGUGUGUGGAAAGUUGCAGCCCUGGAUUGGUCAAACGUGUUCAGGAAGGAAUGCCACUCUGCUGCUAUGAUUGCGUUCCCUGUGCAGAAGGGACCAUCUCCACUCAGGAAGAUGCUGAGCAUUGCACCAGGUGUCCAGAAGAUCAACAUCCAAACAAGGCCAGAGAUCAAUGUCUGGCCAAGACUAUCACCUUCCUGGCUUAUGAAGAAUAUUUGGGUGUUCUCCUGGCUUCCUUGACCAUCGUUUUAUCCCUAACUGCAGCCUUUGUGCUAGGAAUCUUCAUUAAGUACAAGGAAACUCCCAUAGUCAAAGCCAAUAACAGGGACCUCUCUUAUAUCCUCCUUGUUUCCCUCUUGCUUUCCUUUCUGUCCUCCUUCCUUUUUAUUGGCCACCCAAGGAAAGUGACCUGUCUUCUCCGACAAAUGGCCUUCAGCAUCAUCUUCUCAAUUGCCAUCUCUUCUGUGUUGGCCAAAACCAUCACUGUGGUGCUGGCCUUCCUGGCCACAAAGCCAGGAAACACAAUGAGGAGAUGGCUGGGGAAGAGUCUGGCCAACUCCAUUGUCAUUUCCUGUUCCAUUGUCCAAGUUGUCAUCUGCACCAUCUGGCUGGGAAUCUCUCCACCCUUCACAGAGUCUGACAUGCACUCCCAGCCUAGGGAGAUCAUCCUGCAAUGCAAUGAAGGGUCUGUUGCCAUGUUUUAUGGUGUCCUUGCCUACAUGGGCUUCCUGGCCUCCAUCUGCUUCACAGUGGCAUUCUUAGCUAGGAAGCUGCCUGGGGCCUUCAAUGAAGCCAAGCUGAUCACCUUCAGCAUGCUGGUCUUCUGCAGUGUUUGGGUCUCCUUUGUGCCCUCCUAUCUGAGCACAAAGGGGAAAUACAUGGUGACUGUGCAGGUCUUCUCUAUCUUGGCUUCCAGUGCUGGGCUUCUGGGCUGCAUCUUCUUUCCCAAGUGCUACAUAAUUUUACUCAGGCCUGAUUUGAAUACAAAGGAGGAUCUAAUGACAAAAUCAAAGGAUGGUAUUUGAUCUUGUUCUGUGAUGGUUUGAUGAUUUAGAGCUAGUGUUCUAUCAGAUUCUGAAUCUGGCAAAUGGCGACUCCAUCAUGUUUCAGCGAAAGAAUACUACUUUCUAUGCAGCUAGUGCACACCUAGGUUCAACUUGCAGAAAACAAUGUUUAUGCCUCCUUGUCUGAUGGAUUUAAAAUAUGUCUAAAUGAUUAAGUUUUACUUUUAA